CCUAGUUAAUUUAAGAAAAAUGCUUAUUUGUCAUAAUAAUAACUAUUUUUAUGGAUCUAUAUUGUUAUACACCAUUGAUCACACCCUUCCCAAACCUACCUCAAUAUUGAAACCUCACUUUCACCCAACAAUACACCAUUUCUUCUUUAUGUCAUCAUUUUCAUCUAAAAUCCUCCAAAAGCUAUCAUCAUUUCACUAAUGUCUUCCCAAAAACACAAACAAACAAACCUUAAACAAGUUUGAGAGACACAAAUGUUCAUGUUCCAUAAGACACAAAAAUUUCUUCAUUCAUGGGUUGUUCAGUCUCAAAAAACUUUACAAUAGUAGUGAAAAAUUCUGAUGAUAACUCUUCUUGUUCUUCACCACAAGUUCCAAAAGCUUUUUCUCUUCCAAUGCCUCUUGUUCAUCACCCUGCAACAAGAAAAGGUGAUACUCACCAUCUUGUCUCUCUUACAUCAACCACCUAUGGCUCUCUUCUCAUGAUUGACCAAAAAUAUUCCAACUUUAACUCUAAUAGUUGUUUUGAUGGCGAUCCCGAAAAAUUGAACCAAACACAGGUAGAACAGUCAUUGUCUCCUGACUCUGUCAUCAACACCUGGGAACUCAUGGAUGGCCUCAAUGAUGAUGAUGAUGGUGGUGAUGAUGAAAGUUCCAAUUUUGACAACUCAAUUGAUUCAUCAAUGAAACCAAGUUCAUGCAAGGAAAAAUCAUUUGAUGAUUCUUUCUCAGAAACUAUGAUGGAGAAUAAGAAAAAGCCACUUUGGCAGCAUUUAUCUGAGGAAUCAUUGCUUGCUAAAUUAGAUCCAAAUGUUGUUUUGAGUUACCGGAGAGCGUUGUUAUCACGAAAACAAGGAACAAUCGAUAACAAUCUAGCCAGUCGUGCAGUGUCGUCAAUGGACGAAUCUAGCAGUAAUAGUAUUAGUAAUAGUAAUAGUCCUUUGAGUUAUUGUCCAUAUUCUAACAAUUUACAUAGUGGUGAAGAUAAAAUAGUGUUAUAUUUUACGAGUUUAAGAGGUAUUCGUAAGACGUAUGAAGAUUGUUGUUCAGUUAGGAUGAUAUUGAAGGGAUUUAGAGUUGCAGUAGAUGAAAAAGAUAUUUCAAUGGAUUCAUCUUAUAGGAAGGAGUUGCAGAAUAAACUUGGAGACAAAGUAAUGGUAACUUUGCCACAGGUUUUUAUUAGAGGAAAACAUGUGGGAAAUGCUGAAGAAAUUAAGCUGCUUAAUGAGUCCGGUGAAUUGGAAAAUCUUUUGAAAGAUUUUCCUAUUAAGGAUUCUUGGAUUGUGUGUGAGAGUUGUGGAGAUGCAAGGUUUGUUCCUUGCUCAAAUUGCAAUGGUAGUAGGAAAGUUUAUGAAGAGGAAGAAGGGGAAUUGAGAAGAUGCAUUCAUUGUAAUGAGAAUGGCUUGAUACGAUGUCCUUGCUGCUGCACAUGAUUAUUGACGAUGUUUUAGCUUUAACCGGUACUAGAGAGUCUCUAGAAGGCUUCACUAGCCUUGAAGAAAAGUUGUCGUGGAUGUUGUUUGUGGAUGGAUGUUCUCUGCUGCAUAUCUUGGAGCAUGCCGAUUUUGGAAAACCAGAAGCUAUGAAUAUUAAGGUUGAUUAACUGGUUCUUGUGAUGAUGGAUACACUUUUGUUAGAGAAUCAACUUCCAUAUCUUGUACUGAAACUGUUGUGGAAAAAUGACAAUGAAGACGAGUUGAAAUACACCAUGAAGGAUUUCCUCAAAUGUCAUCAUUGGGCCUCACCAGACAAUUAGGGAUGGCAAAAAAACUCAAACCCGAGAGACCCACCCGAACCCAAACCCAAGUCAACGGGCGAAAUCCG
This is a messenger RNA of Trifolium pratense (red clover), 1821 nucleotides long. RefSeq lists its product as uncharacterized. The record is from RefSeq and is a predicted model, not a curated record. The transcript has 2 exons. Lineage: Eukaryota; Viridiplantae; Streptophyta; Magnoliopsida; Fabales; Fabaceae. The coding region runs from base 291 to 1430 and encodes 379 amino acids.